CGGCUAUAUAUCUAUUGACGAUACCUGCGGCGUCGAUAGUGAGAUUACGACCAGAUUGAGGGGGAUCCGGGGAGACGUCAAUCUUUGUGAGCUUGAGAGCGUCAUCAUUGCCGCCACAAUCAUUCCAGGACCACUUUGAUAGCGUGUGUACGUCUUUCUGAGUCGCGUCGUCGCCGAGAUAGACGAUUGACUGAUCAAAUGAUAAAACGUCGAGAUAAUUAUCCUCAAAUGCGCUUAUAGAGGCUGAUACCGCGGUAGCUGCUAAUAAAAUGGUUGUCGCUAAUUUCAUUCUUUGUCGUUCGUUGUCAAGAUUGCUAGCGUCUCUUUGAUUGGAUCGAUCAAGUGCUAAAAUGGAGAUAGAAGAAAAUUCUACUCCUUCAAUGUCUACAUCAAUCUCCUCAAGAAAUAUAGCAGAGCCAACGUCCUACACAAGGAAGGAGUUGCUCAGGCUAUCAAAAUCCCCAUUAGUGAGGGUACCAGACAGCUUGGAGCCUUUCUCAGUUUGGUUUGGCGAGUAUACCGCUCCAACUAGUACACCUGCGAAACCCUCAAUCACAUCUCCAAACGCCUCUAGUCCAAAUUCAAGCAAUACAUACAACAACAGAUUUAGACGCAACUACGAAGAUGCUGACUCUCCUAGACCAUCGAAAUUUAAGGCGCCAUUUGAAAGAUCAUCAAGUUACAAUAACCAGCCAUCUACUUUAGCAGCCUACAAAAGUCCUGGUUCAAGACACCCAGAAGCUCGUCCUUACGACCGUGAAUCUGAGUAUUCAAAGAAUAAAUUCUCUACCGAUAAAUCUAGAAACCAUCGUGAAGACCGUCCAAACAAAUACCGAGCAGAUGAGAAAUCCCUAGGAAGGAAAGAUAGCUCAAAUACCAUACCAGACCCAUUGAAAUCGAAUGAUGGUGACUGGAGAAAGGGUACAUAUGGUCAAGAACGGCAGCGUACCCGCAGAGGCAAAGAUUACACUUUUGAAGACGAUUCAUCACCUGCUUGGAUGGAUGAUACCGCUCCUCGAGAUGACUUUAUGAAUAGACCAAAUUCUGGACCAUUUGGAUCAGGCUCUACAGGCGUAGAUAGCAUUCAAGCCUUUAAAGCUCAAAUGCGCGAGAAGGAAAGACGAGAGAGAUUACUUGAACUUGGUAUAGAAGAACCUGAAGCUGAAUUUGGAGCAACCAUCCAUCAACCAUCUAACGUACUUCCAGAUGAAGAUCAGGUUGAUGCCGCCAACGAUGAAACUUUCGGUGCUGACGCGCCAUUAGAACCUGCAAUGUCGGGUUUGACAAUGAAUGAUGACCCAGCUAUUCUCAAUUCAUCCAAUUUGACAUCGCAAGCUCAAUCUCCAUCGAAUAGUCAACCUAAAUUUUACACUGAACUUGGCUCCGCUGGUGGUGCUGCUGGUAGCACUGCUUCAUCAGAAGGUACACCUAAAGUUGCUGAGAAGACAACCGCUGCUAGUAGAUUUGCUAAAUUCUUCGAUGCCAAGCCAAAAUCUCAACAACAUGCUAUGGAUGCACAAGCAAAAUGGUUAGAUGCCCAAAGGAGAAAGGAGGAAGAACAAACACAACCAAGUAUGCCAAAUGAGCAACCUGAUAUGCAAAGGGUUCUCGCAAUGUUACAAACAUCCUCAAAUCAAGGAAGUAUCUCAUCAACACCGAUACCACGUCCAGCAUCAGUUAAGGAUAUAAGUAGACCAACAUCGGCAGCAUCAGCAGGAGCUGAUUUGACAUCAAUUUUGCAACAGCAACAGCAACAACAACAACAGCAACAAGCAGCUUUCCGUAAUCAGCAAUUGCAACAACAGCAACAUAUAAUAAUGCAACAGAGGAAAGAACGUGAACAAGAACUCCAAAGAGAGAAACUUCAAAGAGAACAUCAAGCACUACUUCUCGCACAAACUCAGAGAAGGCAGCAAUCACCUCAAGACCCUGCUAUAUUAAAUGCAUUAUCACUUGCUCGUGCUAAAGGUAGUCCAGCAGCGAUGUCACCAAACGUAAUGCAACAACAAGCAAGAGUAAAUCCAAUGAAUGACCCACGUGCGGUCGCAUUACAGGAAUACCAAAUGAGGCUGGCGUAUGAAAGACAAAGGCAACUUCAGCAAAAUGAGGUACCUGAGGUACAACCUGAGGUUACGCAACAGAAAAAGUUACAAGAAAUGUUAAUGAUGCAACAGCAACAACACCAAUUGAGACAAAUGCAACAAGCUAAUGCUAUGAGAGGUGCGCCCCCGGAGCAUUUAGCAGCUCUUAUUAGAGGGGGUGGAGGAAAUUCACAAUCACCAAGCAAUGCGUCUAACCCUCAAGCUAGUGCAUUAUUGAUGCAACAGAUUCAACAACAGCAAGGUCAAGUUCCUUCAACAAUUAGCCCAUCACAACCACAACAACAUUCACAAGCUAAUGAGAUGCUUCUCCAGCAACAGCGUUUGCUUGCACAACAGAGAGGUAUGCAAGCUGCGCAAGCACAAGCACAAGCACAGGCUGCUGCUCUUGCCGCUGCUAUCCAACAACAACAACAGCAGCAGUCCCAGCAACAACAGCAUAUAGGUGGUUUCAUGCAUCAUCAAUCUCAACAACAACCACAACAACAACCAGACAUUCACAGUCAAUAUGCCAAUAACUCAUUCGAACAACUAUCAAAGAUGGGAGGACUACCACAACCUCAUAUCAUGGAUGCCCAACAACAAAGGCAAAAGCAGGCACAGCUUAUGGCAUUGCUUAAUGGAGGACGUUAAGCCAUAGCAGAUUCUCAAACUAGCAUCUUUUUCCUUUUUCUCAAUAUUCUUGGUAUUUCACUUUGCUGUUUCUCUAAUUUCUAUAAUCCUAAUAUUAUAUGCAUAUAUAUAUUCAAUCUUCC
Wallemia mellicola CBS 633.66 is the source of this 2854-nucleotide messenger RNA. RefSeq lists its product as hypothetical. The transcript has 8 exons. Bases 351 to 2732 code for a protein of 793 amino acids. NCBI's taxonomy places the organism in Eukaryota, Fungi, Basidiomycota, Wallemiomycetes, Wallemiales, Wallemiaceae. The record is from RefSeq and is a predicted model, not a curated record.